CAAAACGCGUUUUUUGCACACACGAACGAAACGAAAAGAAUCCAGUGCGGCAGAUUUUGUGUCUGGUGGUUCCGUUUCUCGAUUGGCAAAAAAUCGAUUCCUGAAUUUGCUCCGUUCGCCGGCAAAAUGGCCCAAAACUUCGCUGAGGACCAGUAUGGUAAGAAGAUCGACCGCUGCCUAACCGAUACGCUGAUCAAAUUCGGUGGUGGUCUUGCCCUGGGCACCGUGUUCUCGUUGCUGUUCUUCAAGAGACGCGCGUGGCCCAUCAUUAUGGGAUCGGGUUUCGGCGUCGGAGUGGCCUACACCAAUUGCGAACGUUCGCUCAAUAGCAGCAAGUAGGUAGAGGAUUACGAAUAGAGGAGAUCCAGGACAAAAUAAAGGAGGUCGCGUUGGAAUCAUGAUCGGUGCUGCCGCCCCUGCCGUCGUGGAGAUGCGGUUUUCUUAAUAAAUUAUCUUUACGUUGAUAAACUCGCCAAU
Aedes aegypti (yellow fever mosquito) is the source of this 477-nucleotide messenger RNA. RefSeq names its product MICOS complex subunit Mic10. The transcript has 2 exons. Lineage: Eukaryota; Metazoa; Arthropoda; Insecta; Diptera; Culicidae. Gene Ontology annotation, cellular component: MICOS complex; mitochondrial inner membrane; mitochondrion. Bases 127 to 339 code for a protein of 70 amino acids. The record is from RefSeq and is a predicted model, not a curated record.